GUUUCAUUCAAUUCUGGACUCUGGGCUUCAUCUACAGGAUCUGGUUCUUGAUCAUCUGGUAUUGUCACAACUUCAUGAGCAUUUAGAACAGUAUUUUCUUGCUGUGAGCCGGAUACGUUACAAAUAUUACGUUCUGAUUCAGGUAUAAGGGGAUGUGAAUCCUCCACAUGAUAUGCUUCUGAAUUGUCCAUUGCUGCACCAUUAUCUGCAACAUAAAUAGAUUCCUUAUUUUCUGGUUGAAUGAAAAGUCUGCCCAAAACUGUUUCAAAUAGUUGUUGUUGCAAGGCUAACAUCUGCUGGUUCUGUUGUUGUUGGAAGGCUAACAUCUGCUGGUGCUGUAGCUGUAAUAUUAACUGCAACUGUUCUAAAGAAAUCGACAUUUUUUUGUGCCAAUAAUAAUAUUAACUCCAAAAAUCACCGGCAAUUAUUACAGCUAAUUUAUUUCCAAAAUCUGAGUCACCACUUGUCGUAUAAUUAUUUUGUUUUUGCCAAAAUCCCCGUCGCCAAUCGUUAUGACCUUGUGAUGUCUGGUUUUUCUAUCGCACGACUUAUCUACCAAUCCGAAUACGACUUAUACGAAUCUUCACACUAGGCCAACCGAUGACGUUCAACCGGUGUGGGCAGUUUAGCGUCCUUAUUGGUCCUAUGUCCUACGAGCCCUUCCACUUGAGUCCAGAACAAGAUACCAGCUUCCGAAUCAGAGCAGAUCGUUUAUUUCAGGCAUACUUGGUUUAUAUAUCAAUCACACAGACCGCAACGUACCAUAAAAUAGGAAAUAAUAUUUGUACACAAAUAAGCUCAAAAAGUGGCUGUGAAUGUGGGAGGCAGUAGUUAAUAAACUGAACAUAACUUAAGAACCGUAAAUCGUACAAUAAUAAAUUAUAGGUCAAAAUAAAGCUUAUCAUAAAAGGAAUAUAAAUAUACAUAGUGUAAUUGUUGAGUAGUUAUACAAUAAGAAUGUUUAUAGAAUAUUAGUCCAUGAAUAGUCCUCGGAAGUUACCUGUAGUUUAAUCUUCACCGGAUAUAACACAACACAGUAGAAUCCAUACAACUAAUCAAAAGCGUAAAAGGUGUACAAUACCUUACCUAGCAAAUAUACUCUGUGACGAACAGAUUGUUAAAGUUGACCUAGUCAAUAACUUGUAUUCUUGAACAUGUUUCUAAUCAAAAAGUUGUACAGAUUCAAAUCUUUAAAAAAAAACAUUUCAUUUAAUUAUAGGUGGUUAAUUUACUUAACUUUCGCAUAUUUGUAUACAGUUAUCAGUUUCUUUCACUUUUUUUCUUUUUAGAAAAAGAAGCUUGUUAAAAUAUUUGUACUGAGAAUCCUAUAUUGCACCAAAAACAUAAUAUUGAAUUAAACCAUUAAUAAUAAUGAUAAUAUUUUUAAGGCAAUCAGCGGAUAUUUCAACAUUGUAAUAAUUACGGUUGUGAGAGGUCAUUUGAAAUCACCCACACAAUGAGAGUAACAAAAGCUUUGUAAUACUGUGUUUACCAAAUACAGUGUAACAAAAAUGGAGUAAGGGCUGACCUAACCAAAGCCCUUCGUUAUUCUACAAAUAUGUCCACUACUAUGAAUAUUCCAAACCGAUUUGAUUUAAUUUUAUGAAUUACUUGUUGGACUCCCGACUGAGAAUCCUAUGCUCUUCCAAAUGGUGGUAAGGUACCGAAGCAAUCAUCAUUUAGAAAAAGUUCGUGAAGUCAAUCUUAACGACCACGACCAAAAAAUUCUCAAGGAUAUUUUUUCUGCAAUAUAUGCAGACAUACAUCUUCGUCCUCAUGACACGUCAAAACUAACCAAUAGGAAUUAAGAAAUAACGGCGUUGUGCGCGAAAUUGUGCACGUUCAGUCUGGUCAGUGUGGGAACCAGAUAGGCGCUAAGUUCUGGGAAGUAAUAUCGAACGAGCACGGUAUUGACCCUACAGGAACAUACCACGGUGAUUCUGAUCUACAACUUGGACACAUAAAUGUUUAUUUUAAUAAGGUCAGUGGAGGAAAGUAUGUUUCUCGUGCUCUCUUGGCUGAUCUGGAACCUGGUACGAUGGAGAGUGUCCGCGCAGGGCCCUUCGGCCGAUUGUUCCAUCCUGACAAUUUCGUAUUUGGUCAAAGUGGGGCGGGAAAUAACUGGGCCAAAGGUCACUAUACUGAAGGUGCUGAACUUGUAGACUCAAUUUUAGACGUGGUGAGAAAGGAAGCUGGGUCUUGUGAUUGUCUACAAGGUUUCCAACUAACUCAUUCACUUGGCGGUGGUACCGGCUCAGGUAUGGGGACGCUGUUAAUUUCAAAAAUUCGAGAAGAAUAUCCUGACAGGAUUAUAAAUACAUUCUCUAUAGUCCCAUCACCAAAAUCUCCGAUGCUGUUGUCGAGCCAUACAAUGCUACGCUGUCUGUACAUCAACUUGUUGAGAACACUGAUGAAACGUUCUGCAUCGACAACGAAGCACUCUAUGACAUCUGUUUCAGAACACUGAAGUUAACCAACCCCACUUAUGGAGAUCUCAAUCACUUGGUCAGUGCAACCAUGUCUGGCGUGACCACCUGUCUCAGAUUCCCUGGACAACUGAAUGCUGACCUGCGGAAACUGGCAGUGAAUAUGGUCCCGUUCCCUCGACUGCAUUUCUUCAUGCCAGGAUUCGCUCCACUGACAAGUCGUGGCAGUCAACAGUAUCGCUCAUUAACUGUGCCUGAACUGACACAACAAAUGUUCGAUGCAAAGAAUAUGAUGGCUGCCUGUGAUCCUCGUCAUGGUCGUUACUUGACAGUGGCGGCGAUCUUCCGUGGUCGUAUGUCUAUGAAGGAGGUGGAUGAGCAGAUGUUGAAUGUGCAGAAUAAGAAUUCGAGUUAUUUUGUCGAGUGGAUUCCGAAUAAUGUGAAGACGGCAGUAUGUGACAUUCCUCCUCGUGGUUUGAAGAUGUCGGUGACUUUUAUUGAUAACAGUACGGCUAUUCAAGAGUUGUUUAAACGUGUUUCUGAACAGUUUACUGCAAUGUUCCGUCGUAAAGCGUUUUUACAUUGGUAUACCAGUGAAGGGAUGGAUGAGAUGGAAUUUACUGAGGCUGAAUCAAAUAUGAAUGAUUUGGUAGGUGAAUAUCAGCAGUGUCAAGAUGCCACUGACAACGAUGAAGAAAAUGUUUGA
Molecule: messenger RNA, 3132 nt
Organism: Schistosoma haematobium
Lineage: Eukaryota; Metazoa; Platyhelminthes; Trematoda; Strigeidida; Schistosomatidae
Gene: TUBB5
Product: Tubulin beta-5 chain
Exons: 4
Coding region: 2518-3132 (204 amino acids)
Biological process (GO): mitotic cell cycle; microtubule cytoskeleton organization
Cellular component (GO): microtubule; cytoplasm
Molecular function (GO): structural constituent of cytoskeleton; GTP binding; GTPase activity
Source: RefSeq, a predicted model, not a curated record